AUGCUACUGUUCUACUGUGCACUACUGUUACCCAUCUUUACACACGCUAAAAAGUCGGAUGACCUGAUCGUGCUGACAGUGGGGACGGACGACACCCACGGGUUACAAAGGUUUGAGAGAUCGGCCCGCAUUUACAACAUACAGUAUGAGGUGCUGGGCAAAGGGCAGAAAUGGCAAGGCGGAGACAUGGCGCGCCCGGGUGGAGGUCACAAGGUCAACCUGUUGCGGCAGAAGCUGGAACAGCUCCAGCAGACGCACGACAAGGACAGCAUAGUCAUGUUCACUGACAGCUACGAUGUGGUUCUGCUCGGUGAUUCCCAAGAGAUACUGAAGCGGUAUCGUGACGUCGGUCAUCGUCUGUUAUUUGCCGCGGAGCCAUUCUGCUGGCCAGAUGCAUCUCUAGCCAAGAAGUACCCAGCUACCGACAUUGAGGAAAACCCAAGCCCCUAUCUUAACUCUGGUGGUUUUAUAGGAACCCUGGCUGAUAUGCUGCAGUUGCUGUCGAAGCCGCUCAGAGACGGCGAGGACGACCAGCUGUAUUAUACUCAGCUCUACUUGGACGAGCAACUCCGAGCUGAUCUAGACAUAGCUCUCGAUCAUCGCUCUCAGAUCUUUCAGUCACUUAAUGGAGCAUUCUCUGAAGUAGCGCUUCGCACGGACGAAGACAAGUGGGCGUUUGUAGAGAACACGUGGAGCAAGACAAGACCCCUCGUGUUACAUGGCAAUGGGCCGGCCAAGCGCGCCCUGGAUGCGCUAUCGAAUUACGUUCCGCGUGUCAGGACGGUUGACAACUGUCAAAUCUGCGAUGAAAAACGAAGGAGCCUAAAAGAAUUACCGCGCGUCACGAUAGCGGUUUUCGUAGAACAACCCACUCCGUUUCUGCAGGAGUUCUUCCAAUCCAUACUGGAUAUAGACUAUCCUAAGAAAAAUUUGGAUCUCUUCGUACACAACGCUAUUGAAUAUCACGAAAGCGAGGUUGAGGAGUGGUUCGCGCGCGAGUCCCAGCAGUACGCAAGCGCCAAGCGUGUACGUGCCUCUGAUCUAUUGACUGAAGCAGAUGCGAGACAGCUGGCCAAGGACCGUUGCGCGCAGAGCGUAUGUGAAUACCUCUUCAGCGUGGAAAGCGUGGCGCGCGUAACACCUGGAACUCUGCGGAACCUGCUUGCGAGCGGGUUCGACGUGGUCGCUCCGUUGCUGGCGCGUCCUGGCGAGGCUUGGUCCAACUUCUGGGGCGCUCUGACCGCAGACGGGUACUACGCCCGCGCGCACGAUUAUAUGGACAUUGUCAACGGAAAGUUAAAGGGUAUAUGGAACGUGCCCUUCAUCAAUGCUUGCUAUUUAAUUAAUAUGGAGCUGUUCCGGCUUCCUCGCCUCAAGGGGAUAUCUUACAGUCGGGAAGGUCGAGACCCGGACAUGGCGUUUUGCGAGAGCCUGCGAGAUCACGGCGUGAUGUUGCACGUAAGCAACGAAGAGUCGUUCGGCCAUCUCGUGAACCCGGAUACGUUUGAUACCCGGUUAACUCACCCGGAUAUUUAUCAGCUGAUGUCGAACCGUCGUGAUUGGGAGUCUCGCUACAUUGCCCCCGAGUAUUGGAAGAGCUUUGACGAAGGCAACGACCCAGCUAUGCCUUGUCCCGACGUUUAUUGGUUCCCCUUAAUGACUGAACGUUUCUGUCAAGAGUGGAUUGACAUCAUGGAGGCAUACGGAAAGUGGAGCGAUGGGUCAAAUAAGGACACGCGAUUGGAGGGUGGGUACGAGGCCGUGCCCACUCGAGACAUACACAUGAAACAAGUGGGGCUGGAGGUGCACUGGCUGACCGUGCUGAAGGACUACGUCCGACCGUUGCAAGAGAUGGUCUUUAUCGGAUACUUCCAUAAUCCUCCUGUGUCACUGAUGAACUUUGUAGUGCGUUAUCGACCUGACGAGCAACCAUCGCUUCGCCCCCACCACGAUUCUUCCACUUACACCAUCAACUUGGCACUCAACACUCCCGAGGUGGACUAUACAGGUGGAGGUUGUCACUUCCUUCGCUAUAAGUGUUCAGUGCGUUCAACUCGCCGCGGCUGGCUCCUGAUGCAUCCAGGCCGUUUGACCCACUACCACGAGGGUCUACCAGUAACCAAUGGCACCAGAUAUAUAAUGAUCUCCUUCGUUGACCCAUAG
Messenger RNA from Leptosia nina, 2163 nucleotides. NCBI's taxonomy places the organism in Eukaryota, Metazoa, Arthropoda, Insecta, Lepidoptera, Pieridae. The record is from the annotation of a GenBank genome assembly.